Molecule: messenger RNA, 2517 nt
Organism: Penicillium alfredii
Lineage: Eukaryota; Fungi; Ascomycota; Eurotiomycetes; Eurotiales; Aspergillaceae
Product: putative homeobox and C2H2 transcription factor
Exons: 1
Coding region: 1-2517 (838 amino acids)
Biological process (GO): regulation of DNA-templated transcription
Molecular function (GO): DNA binding
Source: RefSeq, a predicted model, not a curated record
AUGGAGUAUUUCGAUUUUGAAGGGGCCUCGUCAGCCCAUGGUUCCAACCAGCAAGACGACGAUGUCGCCUCGGUUGAUCUUGAAUAUGAUUCCGCUGAGGAACGGGCGGCCAACUUUGACUCGUUGCUCCAAGACCAGCCAUUGGAAUUUCCCAACGAUUUGCCGGUGCCGGUGCCGGUGCAGGCGGAGCAGUUGAAAGAGAAUCUCCCGCCUGACCAAGAUAACGGGGUCUAUCCCAUGUUCCGGGCCCAAGAGCCCUGUGAAUUUUGUCGUCGUAUGGGCCUGGACUGCUUCGUGGCCAAGCGCGGAGUGAUGCAGAAUGGCUGCACUUGCUGCAUCUCUCUCUACCGCGAAUGCAGUUUCACACAUGCCAAAGUCCCGGGCAAAUUUCUCCAGACUCUACAUACAGUGUCUGAGAACACUUACAUUCCCACCGGGAGUCUGACGGGGAAGAGAGUCCUCAAGUCUGUUUCUUAUGGCACUUUUGCAGAUGAUUCUGAUCGCUCCCGUAAGAGCAAUGCUCGGCUGUCGCGCAAUGCUGUCAAUCUCUUGAAGGGCUGGCUCCGAGAUCACAACGAGAACCCAUAUCCCACAGAGGAGGAAAAAGACCAGUUGAAGCAACACACAGGCUUGACCAGAACUCAGAUUUCCAACUGGCUCGCAAACGCCCGAAGGCGCGGCAAAUUUCGCCUGGGCACCAGUGCUCCCGUUCCAGGAGCCGUGAACAUCCCCGGCCAGCAGCCCGCAGACGUGUCGCUCAUGACACCUUUGGAACGUUGGAAGUACUCACCCCCUGAGAACGAACCGGCCACGAUCAGCGAUAUCAACCGCGCUCUAGCCAACCCACCCUUCGAUCCCUCCCGUCAGCGCCCUGGUCACGUGAGGCGUCCGCCGGGGUCCAGCAACAAUGAGUCAAGCCAUGCCAGUUCCGAACAUAAAUUGCAUACUCCCUCGGCCAGUAGUGUGGAGACCAGUCAUUCUUCACUCUCUGACCUUUCCUUUGCUUCGGCCUUUUCUCAUCGUUCCUCCUUGGGGUCCUUUAGCUCAAUGGACCGCAAAGAACGUCGUCGUCGCCGUAAGGCUUCGGCGCCUGUCAAUACAUUUAAUCAUCAGAAGGCUCGGGCUGUUCGUCCCUACCAAUGCACCUUUUGCACCGACUCCUUCCCGGCCAAGUACGAUUGGCAACGCCAUGAAAAAUCUAUGCACCUCAUCCUGGAUAAGUGGAGUUGCUCUCCUCAAGGAGGCGUGUUUGAAGACCACGGCACACCUCGUUGUGUCUUCUGCUUGGCAGCUAACCCAGAUGGUGAACACCUAGAAACGCACAAUUACAUGAGCUGCCAAGAGAAGACGCUGCAAGAGAGGACCUUCUACCGCAAGGACCACCUCAAUCAACAUCUCCGACUGAUGCACAAUGUCAAGUUUCAACCUUGCAUGGAGAAAUGGCAAAGUAGUAUCACGCAAAUUAAAUCUCGCUGUGGAUUCUGUGGUGCCGUCUUUGAAACCUGGAAAGAGCGAGUAGACCACCUCGCCGGCCAUUUCAAGAACGGGGCCUUUAUGGCUCAAUGGCAGGGCGAUUGGGGCUUUGAGCCUUCGAUUCAGAAUCGUGUGGAGAAUGCCAUCCCACCGUACCUGAUUGACUAUGAAUGGCGAUCCCCCGAUCCCUGGACUACUGCACAGGCUGAAGGAGAUGGCACCUCGCCCCAGCUGAACGUUCCCAACGACGCAAACUGCUAUCUUCGUCUGUCACGCGAACUCACCGCUUACAUCCACCACAACAAGUCUCAAGGGAUCAUCCCAACAGAUCAGAUGCUCCAGGCAGAAUCUCGUCGAGUCAUCUAUGGAUGUGAUGAUCCUUGGAAUCAAACCUGUGCCGACAAUCCCAUGUGGCUGAGUGUUUUGAAGCGGGAUACUGGAUUGGAGAGUGCCGUCCCAAACGACAGCAUCCACUUUGCGGAUCUGAACAUGCAGCCCCCCUUUGCCAUUCAAGGUGGCUUGCGGGCGCCUCCCCGAGACAGCAAUCUUUUGACUCGGAACACCGGCGUCCUUCAUAGCCCCGUCUCUAGCCCUAGCCUCCAAAGUCCUGCCUACCCCGCAACAGGUUUUUCGUCUGCCGUGACUAGUGGGCCUGGAAGUCUAUCUGGCAGUUAUGCUGGGAGUACAGGGGUGAUCUCAGCUGGUGCCGAGCCCGCCUUUCCAGCUGAUUGGGGUAAUAGCCUCGCGGCGCCUCAGUCAUCCUCUGCGCCCGCGGAAGCUGACCCGUUGGUGCAAAUGGGAUUUGAUCCGGUGUUUCUGCAACAACUAAACGACAGCUACAGUGAAAUCAACGCUGAUGAUAUGGAGGGUUUACAAUUAGAGGGCGAGGGCUCUAAGAAUGUUGGGGAACAGGGAUGGUCGCACGUCCAGCCCCCGCCGGGUGUGCCUGUUUCCCCCGUUCCCAUCGCCCAUUCCAAAGCCGACGGCUCUCCUGCGUCCGACACCCAACGUGGCAUGUCUGCAGUUCUUGAUGGGCCUUUUUGA